CGGACUCGACUUUAGAUUUGAGCAGGAAGAAGAGAAACGAACCCUAGCUAGUUGACCAGGCAGGCUCGAACACGAAGCUCCACUCAAUCAAGCUCCGGUUUUACAUCUCUAAUUGACUCUCGUCGGGUCCGCUCCACUCUUCCCAAGCUUUCAAUUCUUCGAUGACAAGUGCUCGGACAAAUAAGAGCUUUGCAAUGAUACAUGGGGGUAUAGGAAGGGAGGGGGAGAAUCAUGGAGUUUUGAGUUUUGGUUUUGUUUUUUAAUAAUGAUUGGAGAUUGUUCCUCCCUUUUGAAGCUCUGGCAAAAUCUUCAUGGGAGGAUGAAGAGACCAAAUUAAGUUUCAAAUUUUGUUAUAGCUUGUGGAGCAUCUUUGGAGCAAAUGAGCAAUGGAGCUUGUGGAGCACCGCUCAAUAUUGGAGGAAUUGCCCUCUUGGUUUGCUUCAUGGUUUUUGUGAGAUAGUUGUAUUUUUUUUUUCUGGUACUGGAAAUGAGUGGUCGCUUCUCACGCACAAUCUAUGUUGGCAACCUACCCUCUGAUAUUAGAGAAUGGGAGGUUGAAGAUCUGUUCUACAAGUAUGGUCGUAUUUUGGAUAUCGAAUUGAAGAUUCCACCACGCCCUCCAUGUUAUUGUUUUGUUGAGUUUGAGAAUUCUCGAGAUGCUGAAGAUGCAAUCAGGGGUCGAGAUGGUUAUAACUUUGAUGGUUGUCGUUUGAGGGUUGAGCUUGCUCAUGGUGGUAGAGGACAAUCCUCAAGUGAUCGUCGGGGUGGAUAUGGUGGGGGUGCAGCUAAAUUUGGCAUCUCACGCCAUUCUGAAUAUCGAGUUAUUGUGCGCGGGCUCCCUUCUUCUGCUUCCUGGCAAGAUUUGAAGGAUCACAUGCGAAAAGCUGGUGAUGUGUGUUUUGCUGAAAUUUCGCGUGACAGUGAUGGGACUUUUGGUAUUGUUGAUUAUACCAAUUAUGAUGACAUGAAAUAUGCAGUCCGUAAACUUGAUGAUACCGAGUUUAGAAAUCCUUGGGCAAAAGCUUAUAUUCAGGUAAAGAGAUAUGAGAGCAGUCCAUCAAGGAGCCGAAGUAGAAGCCGCAGCAGAAGCCGGAGCAUUAGAAGAGACAGGAGUAAAUCACAGGAGCGAUCUGUGUCCAAAUCACCGGUUAAAUCCAGAUCUGCCUCUCCUGUUAAGUCAUCAAGAGCAAGAUCAAGAUCAAGGUCAAGGUCAGGAUCACCUGAUAAGGCCCAAUCGAUUAGCCACUGAUGCGCGAACAAUAAGAAGUGAUAAGUCCAGCACUGAUUGCCUGAAUGGGAUUUCAGGGGAACGUUUUGUUGCACGUCUAAAGGAAGGUAUUUCUGGAUACUUGCUAUGAGGACAACCUUGGUAU
Molecule: messenger RNA, 1373 nt
Organism: Durio zibethinus
Lineage: Eukaryota; Viridiplantae; Streptophyta; Magnoliopsida; Malvales; Malvaceae
Source: RefSeq, a predicted model, not a curated record